AUGACGUCUGCUAUCGCAAGAGCAUGUGAAUCUGUCAAUGUAAGUGCAGCCGAUCAUCCUCACUAUCGUACCCAGAAAGGUGAGAUAACCACGAAUGUGCUUGCCAUCUGUUCACCAAUUGCUAAGUUCAUAUUUGUGCUGCUAGAGUGGAAAGGGUCUACAGCCGAUUCUAGAGUGCUUAGGAAUGCAAUUUCUCGACCACACGGGUUGAAGGUUCCUAAGGGUAUAGACUUUUGUGAUUCCAUUGUCUGGAUUCAAGAGCAAAUAGUUUGCCAACUAAUUUUCUGUAUAUCAUGCCUAGGUUAUCAUUACCUAUGUGAUGUUGGAUAUCCCAAUGUUGAGGGAUUCUUGGUACCAUAUAGAGGGGAGCGGUACCAUCUUUCAAAAUGGUGUGGUGCUGGAAAUGCACCGACUAAUCCAUGGAAAUUUUUUAAUAUGAAACAUUCAUCCGCUAGAAACUGCACAGAAAGAGUAUUUGGCGUACUCAAAGGUCGUUGGGCAAUACUACGUGCAAAGUCCUACUACCUAGUUAAGAUCCAAUAUAGAACAAUAACAGCAUGUUACCUACUGCACAACCUGAUAAUGAGGGAGAUGUGCCAGACUACAAUGCCUGGAACAAUUGAUGAUGAAGAUUCUACAUCUAAUGAGCUCGACGAUGAAAAUAUACAAUUUAUUGAAACAUCCGACGAAUGGACCAAUUUCAAAGAUGAGUUAGCAAUGCGAAUGUUCGAUGAAUGGGAACAAGCAUCAUGA
Benincasa hispida (wax gourd) is the source of this 753-nucleotide messenger RNA. NCBI's taxonomy places the organism in Eukaryota, Viridiplantae, Streptophyta, Magnoliopsida, Cucurbitales, Cucurbitaceae. The record is from RefSeq and is a predicted model, not a curated record.